AUGGAUUUCAGUCAAGAGUUUAUGUGUCCGGUUGCAGUUAUGAUUGGUGUUUUGCUGCUCUUGACAGGCAUUGCUCAACUUGUGAUUUAUUUCCCAAGUGGUUUUUUAGUGGAUUGUCUUAUUCAGCGUGAAUACCUUAGUGCCUUGAAUACACGAAAACUAUGUGCAAUUUUAACACUUGGAGUACCAGCUACCUGUCUUAUUCUUCUUGGAUAUGCUGGCAAAAGUGUGUACAUAGUCGGAGGUCUUCUUAUAACUAUCUUUGGACUUUAUGGAAUCGUAAGUGGAAUUUUAUCCAACUCUAUGGACCUUUCUCCAGUGUAUUCGGGAAUUAUAUCAGGAAUUGUAUUAACAGUGUCCAGCAUUACUGGAUUUGCUGGACCAUCUUUCCUCGGAUUAUUAACACAAGACGAUAAUGUACUUGGACAAUGGUCUUUAAUGUUUACAAUUACAGCCUGCCUCCAGAUUUUGGGAAUGAUAAUUUUUCUGCUGUUUGCACAGGCUGAAGAACAGGAGUGGUCAAAAAUAAAUUGUGACAAAGACGUCACAAGCUUGCUUAACUAUUAGAUACGCGAGGCCGACGAUGAGCUGUAAACUCACUCAAUUUUUGGAGUUCUUCCUUUUUACAAGACCCCACCCGGCUCACAGCAAUGUUAUUUACUUUAAUGAAUAUAAACACAGACGCUUAGUAAAAAAAAAAAAAAAAAAAUAGGAAUCCUGUUAUGAAAAAUACUGUCUCUGUACAAGUUUAUUUUAAUCUUUGAUCUAAUUAUUUGUUUAUUUAUAUUCAUUCUAUGUUGGUAUCUUUUAUUCUUGUCAUUU
Messenger RNA from Anneissia japonica, 822 nucleotides. Its product is annotated as solute carrier family 17 member 9-like. NCBI's taxonomy places the organism in Eukaryota, Metazoa, Echinodermata, Crinoidea, Comatulida, Comatulidae. The transcript is spliced from 4 exons. The coding region runs from base 1 to 567 and encodes 188 amino acids. Gene Ontology annotation, molecular function: transmembrane transporter activity. Gene Ontology annotation, biological process: monoatomic anion transport. The record is from RefSeq and is a predicted model, not a curated record.